Messenger RNA from Pseudomassariella vexata, 1126 nucleotides. RefSeq lists its product as uncharacterized. The record is from RefSeq and is a predicted model, not a curated record. The transcript has a single exon. The coding region runs from base 320 to 835 and encodes 171 amino acids. Lineage: Eukaryota; Fungi; Ascomycota; Sordariomycetes; Amphisphaeriales; Pseudomassariaceae.
ACAAGCUUGGAACUUGAUGCCACGUACGACACGGAUGUCGCCAAAAUGAGCUUGCUGCGGCACAACAGGGCGCGGCAUCAAAUCCUGGAGAGAUCUCUUGUCGGAUCUGGAAUCAGCCAAGAUCACCACAAUCCUACGAGGCGCAGGAAAGCCAGCUUGAUAUAACAGCAGUUUUAUGCCUUAAUCUAGAUACUCCCGGUGGGAUCUGCGUACUGAAUCAACUUGAAUCAUUCACUUCACCGACUCCAAAAGGUUCAGACAAUCCGAUUUGCGUCUGGAAUGAUACAACAGUCUAAGCAGUGCAGCUUCAUCAAACACUAUGACAAUGUCGACCUCGGCUACUGAUGGGUUUGCUACCAGUUCGGAAAGCACCAGUCACGACGACACAGCCAAUACAGUUAAGACGAGCUUCACCGCUAUUUCGAUCGGCUGGAUCGUCGGCAUCGUCGUUAUAUUAGUCUUCACAAUCGGCUGCGUCGUUGUAUUCUUCUGCGUAAUCCACAAACGCAACAAAAGGAAGCGAGAGACGCAGGAACAAAUGGCCAAGUUCAAUCCACAAAACAUAGCGAUGUACAACAACAGCGCACCAUAUCAGUAUGCGAUGCAGUCGGGCACCACAAACACAACUGCAGCAGUACCUUCGCCGCAGCCGAGUCAUUCCCUUGCUAGUGAAUUGCAAGGACACAUUGGACCCCCACCAUCCGAGCUGCAUUGUAGGGAGCUGCCGCUGAUCAAGGAGGCUCCAAACAACGAGUUACACCCGCCCAGAUCACAAGAUGAUGGUUUGAGAUAUGAAUUGAGCAGCGAGAGUCCGCGUAUCCAAUUUAUUGCAUAAUAGAUGGCACGGCGUACUGUAAUUGCGAGAAAACGGAAAUGAUAUGCGUUUGAUGUGUGCAAGGCCUCCAUAGAUUAGAACUCGAGGAAGCGCAGAGAGGGUGGCUACUCAUUCGAAAUGGACAUAUACCCGGGAGAAAGCUGUACGUCAACGGGAACUGCGAGUUGAGUUGGAAAUUAAUUACGUUGUAAAAAUUUCAGUGUACUAAGGGGAAGAUAAGGGCGCCGUUUGCAUCUGAUGGGCAAGCUUAAAGUUCUAUAAUCGACUAAUAUUGGCAACAAUGUACUCUAC